CUGGUUCCCGAGUCCUUGCCCUUGCCCUUGCCCUUGUUUAUCUGGUUUUCCUGUUUUGACCCCUGCCUGCUUCCCUGGACUAUUCUUUGUGUUUUGUGGAUUUCUGUACAUCUGCCUGUUUGGACUGACCCCCUGGAUUUUGACCGUGGCUUGUUUUGUGACUACGCUCUGUCUGUCCCAUCACCUACAGAACAUAAUCAGAGAGUAUGGAACGGUCAGCAGAAGGGAUGAAGAAGGAGAGGGAGACUGCAGAAAGGCCAUUGGAGGAGAGGGGGCAGUGGGGGAGUAAGGUGGAGUUCCUCCUGGCAGUGGCAGGGAGCAUAGUGGGGCUGGGAAACGUGUGGAGGUUCCCAUACCUCUGCUACAAGAAUGGCGGCGGAGCAUUCCUUGUGCCAUAUCUGGUCUUUGUGGUGACCUGUGGGAUACCCCUGUUCCUGCUGGAGACUGCCAUGGGGCAGUACACCCGGGAGGGGGCCAUCACCUGCUGGAGGAAGCUGUGCCCAUUGGCUGAGGGGGUUGGCUAUGCAGGUCAGCUGAUCCUGAUUUACAAUGUCAUCUGUUAUAUGAUCAUCCUGGCCUGGGCCCUCUUCUACCUCUACUUCUCCUUCAGCUCUGAGCUGCCCUGGGCCAGCUGCUCCAACACCUGGAACUCAGAUCACUGUGUGGAUUUCUCCAAUCAAAACCUCACCGCAAACUGGACCCAACAGCCCAACAGCUCAUCUUCUGCAGCCACCGAGUUUUGGGAGAGACGUGUGCUGCUGAUCUCGGGGGGCAUUGAGGAAGUGGGCAGUGUGAGGUGGGAGCUGCUCCUGUGUCUCAUCAUGAUAUGGGUCAUCUCCUACUUCUGCAUCUGGAAGGGAGUGAAGUCUACAGGCAAGGCAGUUUAUUUCACAGCUACAUUCCCAUAUCUGAUGCUUUUGGUGUUGUUGAUACGAGGGCUAACUCUACCUGGAGCUCUGCAGGGGGUGGAGUUCUACCUGUACCCUGACCCCUCCCGCCUGGCAGACCCACAGGUGUGGAUGGAGGCAGGAGCUCAGAUCUUCUUCUCCUACAGUCUUGGAGUGGGUACUCUGACUGUGCUGGGUAGCUACAACACUUAUAACAACAACUGCUACAAGGACAGUUUAUGGCUAUGUCUGCUGAACAGCGGGACCAGCCUGGUGGCAGGAUUUGCGGUCUUUUCUGUACUGGGGUUCAUGGCACAUGAGCAGGGUGUCCCCAUAGAGGAAGUGACAGAAUCAGGACCUGGUCUGGCAUUCAUUGCGUACCCCCAAGCGGUAGCAAUGAUGCCCCUACCUCAGCUGUGGGCCACCUGCUUCUUCAUCAUGAUCAUUCUGUUGGGCCUGGACACUCAGUUUGUGGGCUUGGAGGUGGUGAUGACAUCGGUGACGGACCUGUUUCCCAAAGUACUACGGAGGUCUGGGCGCAGAGAGAUCUUCCUCCUGCUCUUCUGCCUCACCUGCUUCGUCUUGGAGCUGGUGAUGGUCACACAGGGGGGGAUGUAUGUGUUCCAGCUCCUGGACUACUAUGCCUGUAAUGGGGUCUGUAUGUUCUUUGUGUGUGUGUUCAAGGUUCUCGCCAUGGGCUGGCUGUUUGGGGCGGAGCGCAUGAUGGAUGUGAUCGAGGACAUGACCGGGGAACGGCCCAGCCUCAUCUUUAAGCUCUGCUGGCUCUACUUCACCCCACUGGUGACCCUGGGAUCCUUCAUCUUCUCUGUGGUGAAGUACCAGCCCCUGACCUUUAACCGCUGGUAUGUGUAUCCAGACUGGGCGUACGUGCUGGGCUGGCUGCUGGCCCUCUCCUCUGUUGUACUGGUGCCGGGGUGGAGUCUGGUCAAGCUCUCCAUCAGCACUGGCACUCUCAGACAGCGAUGGUCUCAUCUGUGUGACCCUGGUGAUGACCUCCCCCUGACCCGGAAGCAAAUGGCUGAGCGAGAACAUGCAAUUACUGCCACAGAGAUGGAAGAGUUGAUGACCAACUAAUUCAUACUUUGCAGACAGAGCAUGGGUGUUUUUUAACAGGUUGCAUCCUGACAACACACCUGAUUUUGCUUCCCAACACAACAAAAGUGUGCAUUUAAAAAUCAUAUCAGUAACCUAGGGUCAUUCUUGUCAGGUAUGGCUUUAAAUAGAGAGCCAUUGUUUUGGUUUUUUACCAAAGAAAUGUUUUUGAGCGUUCAAUCUUAGCCUUUUCCUCAACUGUGCCCAACUGAUGCAAGCAAGUACACAAUUGCUUUUUUCAGUACUUUGCAGUCACAUAGUUAUUUCACAGUGAAAUUAAUUAAGAUAUUGUGUGUGAGGUCAUGUUAAACAAUGUAUCAUACAAGUAAACAAAGCACAUACAUUGAAAUGCACUGGGAU
Messenger RNA from Conger conger (European conger), 2360 nucleotides. Its product is annotated as sodium- and chloride-dependent GABA transporter 2-like. The transcript is spliced from 15 exons. Bases 207 to 1982 code for a protein of 591 amino acids. Gene Ontology annotation, biological process: sodium ion transmembrane transport. Gene Ontology annotation, cellular component: membrane. NCBI's taxonomy places the organism in Eukaryota, Metazoa, Chordata, Actinopteri, Anguilliformes, Congridae. The record is from RefSeq and is a predicted model, not a curated record.